AUGGUGGAAACAAAGUUUCCGAAGCUACGCACGUCAGUACCUGCCUCAGAGGCCAAUCUCUGGGAGCCGGAGCUCCUGAACGAGUCAUAUAAAGAGAGUGGCCCGCGCAGUCUUUGGGUAGACUACUGUAUGAACAGUACGAUCCAUGGGUUUAAGUACCUUGUAGGCAAUAAGCGGACAACUAUUGAGAGAAUCUGGUGGAUUGUUGUGUGUCUGCUAUCACUGUACGGUUGUGGAACACUCAUACACAGUGUCUACAUAAAGUGGGACAAAGAACCAGUUGUGGUAACGUUCGGAGAGAAGCCAGUCCCCGUGUUUACAAUUCCCUUUCCAGCGGUAACGAUCUGUCCCGAGACAAAGGUGCGCAAGAAGGAUCUCGACUUCACGACCGCUUAUCAGCUGUACAAUGAUGAGGAGUUGUGGCAAUUUAUGGCAAAAGCUUCAGUUUUUGGUAUACUGAGCGCCAUUUGCUUAUUCUACUCCAGAAUUGACAAGCUAGAGGCCCUGCUGCAGGUGUGUGACUUUUCGUUCGGCAUCGAGAUGAAUAACGAAUCGUACGCGGACGACGUGGUACCGCUCCUGCAGCGCAUGGCAAUACCGUUCGAGGAUAUGUUUUUGCUGUGCGGUUGGCGAGAGCAGGUGAUCGAUUGCAGCGACUUUUUCAAGCAAACGCUCACCGAGGCGGGAAUUUGCUACACCUUCAACUCGCUCGCUGCGGACGAUCUGAUGCGGCGCGAUCAGCUGCACUCGGAGUACGAGUACAUGGCGGAGAAUCAAUCCUCCAAGCAGUGGAACAUGGACGAAGGGUACAGUAGCCGGGCCGGGGGAGACACGUACCCAAGGCGUGCCUUUGGAGCAGGAAGACGCGCCGGGUUGUUUGUCAUAACGAAGGUUCAGAUAUCGGAUAUGGACUAUAUGUGUGGGAACUCAUUCCAAGGGUUUAAGGUGCACCUACACUCACCGGUACAGUAUCCAAGGAUGGUGAACGAGUUCUUUCGCAUCCCGCUUAGCCAGGAAGUGUCCGUGUCGGUGGAACCGCUCCUGUUCGACACCACUGCCAAUGUGCGACGGUAUGCUCCAAGUCGGCGGCUCUGUUACUACAAUCACGAGCGAUACCUGCGCUAUUUCAAGGUGUACUCCAAGUACAACUGUGACAUUGAGUGUCUUUCCAACUAUACGCUGAAGACUUGCGGUUGCGUACCGUUUCCGUUGCCUCGCACCAAGGAUGACAGGAUCUGUGGGAUGGGCAAGGCUAGCUGUGCCGAUAUGGCACUGUCCGUGCUGGAGGAGAUGGACCUGCUGCAUGAGCUAAACAAAACCGACAAUUUUCUGGAGCACUGCAACUGUUUGCCGUCCUGUAAUGCACUGUUCUACAACACGGAAAUAUCGCAGGCAAUGUUCGAUUGGAGAAAGCUGGCGGAGAACAUUCAUCUCAUCGCUGGCGUGGAUGACAAUACGGAACUGUCCUAUCUUUCGAUAUACUUCAAAGUGUCGCGCUUCAUCCCGAUCAAGCGGAGCGAACUGUUUGGCAUCAGUGACUUUCUCGCCAAUUGCGGCGGCGUUUUGGGCCUGUUCAUGGGCGUCAGCAUACUGAGCAUCGUCGAGCUCGUCUACUACUGCACACUGAAACCGCUCAUUGCACGCACCAGAUCCGGCAACGAUCGGGCCGAAACGGCCAGGGCGGUCAAAUCGACGCUCAUUCUUCCACCGCCCGAGUACGGGCUGGCGGGCGACAUUCGUAUUCGCAAAGCCUCCACCAACAAGUGGUAA
This is a messenger RNA of Anopheles merus, 1770 nucleotides long. Its product is annotated as pickpocket protein 28-like. Gene Ontology annotation, cellular component: membrane. The transcript has 5 exons. The record is from RefSeq and is a predicted model, not a curated record. Gene Ontology annotation, biological process: sodium ion transmembrane transport. The coding region runs from base 1 to 1770 and encodes 589 amino acids. Gene Ontology annotation, molecular function: ligand-gated sodium channel activity. NCBI's taxonomy places the organism in Eukaryota, Metazoa, Arthropoda, Insecta, Diptera, Culicidae.